UCUGCCGUCGCCCCUCUCUGUCGCAAUCACAACGUCAACCUCUGCCUCGCAGACACACAGUUUCUUUCUUCUUGUCAUCAUACCCCUACAGGACCAAGAUACAGAGCAGCUCCUCUCUUUCUCUUCUAAAGAAAACAGCAACAGAGCGGUCCUCCACAGCUCCGGUCCGCUCCCUCCGGCCGCACGCUCGCACCGCAACCAAUGGGCGCCGUCUCCGCGACGGCGGACGUGGUGGUCGCGCUCUUCUCGCUGAUCAUGGCGGUGGCGGCCCCGCUGUUCGACUCCCAGGUCGUGCUCCCGCGCGGCCUCCACCCUGCGCCGCUCGUGGACAUCCACCGGUGGUUCACCGUCGCGUUCGGCCACUACCUCGUCGCCGACCCGCCGCCUUUCUUCCUCGGCUUCGUCUGGCUCGACCUGGCCUUCCUGUGGCCGGUCUGCGUCGCCAACCUCUACGGCAUCCUCGCGGGCCGCCGCUGGUCGGCCACCACCUCCCUCAUGGCGGGGGUCUACAUGCUCACCUACUUGUCCGCCAUACUCGGUGACAUGUUGGGCUCAGGAAAAGCAACGCCGAGACUGCUUCAGCUGUAUGCUCCGUUCAUCGUGAUUGCUGUAACUGCAGUUUUGCGUGGCCUCUGCUCAUAUUCAGCGCCGUUAACUGCUGCAACAUCGGUUGCAUCUGCUCAGAAGAAAAAAGACUAGAUUAAAUUUGUUUUUGUUAUAUUUCAAGAAAAAAGUAAUCAAGUUUCACUCGAUGUAAAUGUGUAAGUACUUGUAAAACAAAAGUCAUCUUCUGCCUCGAGCUCAUAUGAGCACAUGAUGAGCA
This is a messenger RNA of Hordeum vulgare subsp. vulgare (domesticated barley), 823 nucleotides long. RefSeq names its product sigma intracellular receptor 2-like. The record is from RefSeq and is a predicted model, not a curated record. The transcript has 2 exons. Bases 202 to 699 code for a protein of 165 amino acids. NCBI's taxonomy places the organism in Eukaryota, Viridiplantae, Streptophyta, Magnoliopsida, Poales, Poaceae. Gene Ontology annotation, cellular component: endoplasmic reticulum.